This is a messenger RNA of Callorhinus ursinus (northern fur seal), 1836 nucleotides long. It is a transcript of the gene CYRIB, whose product is annotated as CYFIP related Rac1 interactor B. The record is from RefSeq and is a predicted model, not a curated record. Gene Ontology annotation, molecular function: small GTPase binding. Gene Ontology annotation, biological process: regulation of actin filament polymerization. Lineage: Eukaryota; Metazoa; Chordata; Mammalia; Carnivora; Otariidae.
UCCCGGUCCGGCCGCCGCCGCUGCCCCGCUCCGGGCCCGGGGCUCCCUCUAGCGCCGCUGAGGAGCCGCCGCCGCGGCUCGAAGAGGGCGGAGGAGCGGGGCUGAGAGAGCCCGGAGGCUCGAGCGGAGGAUAGAAGGACAAGAACAGAAUCACCAGCACUGGCUGAAGGUACCUUAACAUGGGGAAUCUUCUUAAAGUUUUGACAUGCACAGACCUUGAGCAGGGGCCAAAUUUUUUCCUUGAUUUUGAAAAUGCCCAGCCUACAGAGUCUGAGAAGGAAAUUUAUAAUCAGGUGAAUGUAGUAUUAAAAGAUGCAGAAGGUAUCUUGGAGGAUUUGCAAUCAUAUAGAGGAGCUGGCCAUGAAAUACGAGAGGCAAUCCAGCAUCCAGCAGAUGAGAAGUUGCAAGAGAAGGCUUGGGGUGCAGUUGUCCCACUAGUAGGCAAAUUAAAGACAUUUUAUGAAUUUUCUCAGAGGUUAGAAGCAGCACUAAGAGGUCUUCUGGGAGCCUUGACAAGUACCCCAUACUCUCCCACGCAGCAUCUAGAGCGAGAGCAGGCUCUUGCCAAACAGUUUGCAGAGAUUCUUCAUUUCACACUCCGAUUCGAUGAGCUCAAGAUGACAAAUCCCGCCAUACAGAAUGAUUUCAGCUAUUAUAGAAGAACGUUGAGUCGUAUGAGGAUUAAUAAUGUUCCAGCAGAAGGAGAAAAUGAAGUAAAUAAUGAAUUGGCAAAUCGAAUGUCUUUGUUUUAUGCUGAGGCAACCCCAAUGCUGAAAACCUUAAGUGAUGCCACGACAAAAUUUGUAUCAGAGAAUAAAAAUUUACCAAUAGAAAAUACCACAGAUUGUCUAAGCACCAUGGCUAGUGUAUGCAGAGUCAUGCUCGAAACACCGGAAUACAGAAGCAGAUUUACAAAUGAAGAGACGGUGUCAUUCUGCUUGAGGGUAAUGGUGGGUGUCAUAAUACUCUAUGACCACGUACAUCCAGUGGGAGCAUUUGCCAAAACUUCAAAGAUUGAUAUGAAAGGUUGUAUCAAAGUUCUUAAGGACCAACCUCCAAAUAGUGUAGAAGGUCUUCUAAAUGCUCUCAGGUACACAACAAAACAUUUGAAUGAUGAGACUACCUCCAAGCAAAUCAAGUCCAUGCUGCAGUAACAGCCGUGGAGUGCGCACCUGCUGUGGAUGGAAGACAGUAUUCUGCAGUGACUGGGAAUGCUCAGUUUUUAGUGAUUACAAUUACUAUCUCAUGUACUCUUGCUUUUUAUUUCUUGCCUAUGUUCCCUCUUCCCUCUUUUUUAAUCAUGUUCUCGUUCUUAAGACUUCUUUUCUGUGCCAAAAUCAGUAAAGUUAUACUCUGAAGGGAUAUUGUCCUUUCAAACCGGCCAUCUAAGGCAGCUAAUUAUGCAUUGCAUUGGGGUCUCUACUGAGAAAAAUUCUGUGACUUGAACUAAAUAUUUUUAAAUGUGGAUUUUUUUUGAAAACUAAUAUUUAAUAUUGCUUCUCCUGCAUGGCAAAACUGCCUAUUCUGCUAUUUAAAAACCCUCAAUGACUUUAUUUUCUACUGCCGCUUUUUUCAUGUGCAGCCAAAAUGAAAAUGUUUAAAUUAACUUGUGUUGUACAAAUGGUACCCAACACAAACUUUUUUUAAAUUAGUAAGACUUUUGUUUAAAGUUUUAAGUUUGCAUUUGACUUUUUUUGUAAGGAUGUAUGUUGUGUGUUUAACCUUUAUUAACUAACGUUAAAAACUGUGAUGUGUGCGUAGAAUAUUACGUAUGCAUGUUCAUGUUUAAAGAAUGGCUGUUGAUGAUAAAAUAAAAAUCAGCUUUCAUUUUUCUAA